Messenger RNA from Alternaria alternata, 3201 nucleotides. RefSeq lists its product as hypothetical. The coding region runs from base 1 to 3201 and encodes 1066 amino acids. Gene Ontology annotation, molecular function: protein binding. Gene Ontology annotation, biological process: establishment or maintenance of actin cytoskeleton polarity. Gene Ontology annotation, cellular component: microtubule cytoskeleton; cell tip. The record is from RefSeq and is a predicted model, not a curated record. The transcript has 3 exons. NCBI's taxonomy places the organism in Eukaryota, Fungi, Ascomycota, Dothideomycetes, Pleosporales, Pleosporaceae.
AUGACGCGACCCCAUAUCAUCAGAGCAGACACCAUCGACCUGCAGGACAAAACAUCGCCCACCGCCAAGGACCACUCCCACCAGCCCCAACAUCCGGCGCCGCUUGGAAUUGGUCCAGCAGCGCCCCAUCAGCAGGCUGCUAUACGACAGGUCGAGCAAGAGCGCAACUCCGAGGAGGCCCGUCUGCAAGAUGCAUGGAGCGACGCUGGCAGUCAGCUACGAGACGACCCCGGCUCCGAUGACGACCGCACGGUAAUGAACAACGCCAAUCCACGAAAUGGCCCCCAGCAAGACGAGCAGGCUGUCAGGCUGAAUGGCGGUGCAUCCGCCGACAACGAUGAUGCCGACAUGCAGGAUGCCGAUGAGGAGGACAUGGACGACGACAUGAUGGACAAGAUCUCGAGUUCGCCCUCGAUAGACGAUGGUGGGUAUUCUCUACCUCUUCACCCCGCGAUCUGGCCGGCGAGACGAGAGUCUCUGACUCCCCAGUCUUCGCCCGUGCUCUCAACUAUCGCUUCUCCUUCUUCUUCUUCUCCGUUUACGAAUACGCCUAUUCAUUUUCCUAUCUCUGUCCCUAAUCUUUCCUCACGGGAUCGACCUACAUCGAUCCCCGUUUCUUUACUAUUUCCUUUGCACCCAGAAAUCAAGUCAACGGAGCAUCAUCGUGGUGAGUAUUCCUGGACAAGGGCCACCACGGCACCGGACAACAACGAAGAACUACUCGCGGAGGUGGGUACCAGUCCAACGACGAGACGACUGAGGGCCGUCCAACGUCGCAUCGAGACAAGAGAAGACUCUCAGGCAUCACUAAUGUCCGAACUGGACGAGGAGCAGGUCAAACGCAUAUUGGAACCGAUUGAUCGUACCCUUCUAAACACACCGGAAGACCCCUUUCUGGAUCCUGCCCCAAGUUCACCUCGAACGACAAAUGACACUCCACUCAAGGCUAGCCAACCCGAAGAUGAAGAGGAUUCCUGGACCACCGACAGUGACGCCGACUCUUGGGACGCAGAUCUGGACCAAGACAACGAUGAUGCAUCCAAUGACGUCUCUUUUUCUGAUGACCCUAGAUUUAUCGACUCAGGAUGGGGAGGCGAAUGCUUACGAGAAACAGAAGAUAUCGACUUCGAAUUCGUCUACGCCCUGCACACAUUCGUCGCGACCGUCGAAGGUCAGGCAAACGCAACCAAAGGUGACACCAUGGUGUUACUCGAUGAUAGUAACAGCUACUGGUGGCUGGUACGAGUUGUCAAGGACAACAGCAUCGGCUAUCUGCCCGCCGAACACAUCGAGACACCAACAGAACGCUUAGCCCGCCUCAACAAGCAUAGAAACAUAGACCUCUCCGCAACCAUGCUUGGCGACACCGCCGAGAAAUCCAAAAAUCCGCUCAAGAAGGCCAUGCGACGAAGGAAUGCCAAAACUGUACAAUUCGCGCCACCUACUUACGUCGAAGCCUCAGACUACGAUUACUCGUCCGACGAGGGUGAGGGCGAACUCUUUGGUGGACCAGAGCCAAAGCAAUUACAACAGCAGCAAGCGGCAACACAGGACGGCGAUGCUGCUCAAGAAGAGAACCUCCAAGUACAACCACUGAAGGUGAAUGGUGCAAAGAAGGAUGGCCAAACCGAGGGUGAUGCACGAAGCUCAAGCGAGGAGUCUGCGAAACGAUCAGAAGACCGAGAAAGAGGAAGCGAAGACGCGGUAGAUCGGCCUUUGGACCCCAAAGUCUCUCGCAAUGGUACGCUGCGCAACACAGACUCUUUCUUCAAAGAUGAAAAUACCGAAACACGCAAGAUCACACUUACUCCUAACCUGCUUCGCGACGACUCAAGCACGUCAACUACCGGCUCUCGCGAGCGUGGGCCUAGUCUGGAGAGUCUGGAAAAGAAUGGUUUCGCGGAUAAGGUCAAGGACGACAAAAAGAAGAAAGAGAAGAAGUCAGGUAUGCUCAGUGGACUCUUCAAGCGCAAGGACAGGAAGGGUAAAGGUGCACAAGACUCCAUGGACAGCGACAUCGAGAAACCGGAAGAAGCGGAUCGCAGCUCGCCACAAUCAAAACCGUCAGACGAACUUGCAGAACGGUCGUCAGCUGAACAAGUGACAGCUCCAGCACCGUUGAGACAAUUGAGUAAGCCCAAGGUGCACAGAAGUCACCGAGACGAUUCGCCGCAGAAGACAAAGGGCAUCUUGAAGACUGAAAGCCCAACAGAGCUGAGCGCUGAACCAGAUGAGUUGGACAGUGUUGACAAUCAGCCGGCUGCACAACAAGCUACUUCGACUAUGCGUCUGGUAUCACCUGAACAAGAUGAGACAAGCAAGUCAACAACAGAAGACCAAACCAGGUCUCCAGACUCAACAUCCAACACCACAAGCUCAAGAAACCCAUUCAGUAAUAUCAUGAAGCCUCAACAAGAAGGGGAAGUCAAGCGCGAGAAGGUUACAAAGGCGAAGCAGCGUGUGCAAUUGGAUGAUUUCGACUCGGAUGAAAGCAGCGAUCCUUUCGCGGAUCCUGAUGCUCGGGACAAGCAGGGGGAAACUGAGAAUGUAGAGUCUACAGGUCGUCUUUCCGAGUCGCCAGUUCACGUCUCCGCAGCGGAUGCACAGCCCUUGCAGAAGGAAAUUGUUGCCGACAGGGAAAAAGAGUCGGAGUCUCACCACGCUCCAGGUUUGUCUACUGAUAGCUCAAGUCAAGAAACCAGCUCGCCAGUAUCAACGCCUACACCUGACGACAGCCCCAUGAAGACUAUUCCUGAGAACAACACCCUUUCGACAUUCAGGUCUGACAACACGUCAUCGCCCACGCAUCGUGCAUCUGAACCGGUCGGUCCUCCGCCGUCAAGACCAGCACCCAUCCCUACCAAAGAUCGCGAACCCUCACCUCCUGUAUCGGCAGAAAGCACAAUGCUUUCUGCGUGGUCCGACGCCUCGCUUCGUGCCUACCUGGAUGACGGUAGCGAGAUCCGCGACAUGCUCGUUGUUAUCAAUGACACCACAGGUGUUGUGCCAGUCGGCCGUGAUCAUCCUCUCAUGAAGGACUAUCUCGCUGAAGAGACCAAGACCAUGCAAGGCCUGAGUGGCGAACUAGAUCGUCUGCUUAAUGGGCUCAUGGAGAAGCGUAUGAAGAGAGCAGGCAGUGGUGCUAGCACAGCACGCAGCACCAGUGCAAACGGGAGUUUGAGGGCGGGGUCUAGGUUCUAG